Messenger RNA from Gymnodraco acuticeps, 762 nucleotides. It is a transcript of the gene tsen2, whose product is annotated as TSEN2 tRNA splicing endonuclease subunit. The record is from RefSeq and is a predicted model, not a curated record. Gene Ontology annotation, biological process: tRNA-type intron splice site recognition and cleavage; tRNA splicing, via endonucleolytic cleavage and ligation. Gene Ontology annotation, cellular component: tRNA-intron endonuclease complex. The transcript is spliced from 8 exons. Bases 1 to 642 code for a protein of 213 amino acids. NCBI's taxonomy places the organism in Eukaryota, Metazoa, Chordata, Actinopteri, Perciformes, Bathydraconidae. Gene Ontology annotation, molecular function: nucleic acid binding; tRNA-intron lyase activity.
AUGGCGGUGUCUCAGGGGCUCAGGGAGGUGCGGAGGUCCCCCCUCUCUCUCACAGAGUACCUGCAGCUCAGUCUGGAGGAGGCCUUCUUCCUGGUCUACAGUCUGGGCUGCCUGUCUGUCUACCUGCACCAGGUAACUGUCUGCCUGUCUGUCUACCUGCACCAGGUAACUGUCUGCCUGUCUGUCUACCUGCACCAGGAGCCCCUGUCAAUCAUCCAGCUGUGGAGGAAGUUCCGCUCGCUGCGGCCGGACUUCGUCAGCUCGUUCUCAGCCUAUCAGCACCUCAGGAGCAAAGGGUGGGUCCCCAAAGAAGGGGGCGGAGCCAAGUACGGCGUGGACCUCAUGUUGUACAGGAAAGGACCUCCUUUCUACCACGCCAGUUACUCUGUAGUGAUCGAGCGGGUUGAUGGUGCCUUCAGGGGCUCUGCGUUACGUCCGUUUUCAUGGCGUUCUCUCGCAGCUCUCAGCAGGAUCACAGCCAACGUCUCCAAGGAGCUGAUGCUGUGUUACAUCCUCUAUCCUGCCGGCCUAUCAGAAGCCGAGCUGGACUCACCUGUGUGUCUGAGCAGACUCAGUGUUCAGGAAGUGAUCGUCAGCAGGUGGGUGUCCUCCAAAGAGCGAACGGAGCAGGAAGACAUCUGAUUGGCCGACGCAAGGUGAUGUCACUAUGUGAUGUCACAAAGAGACUCAUGACAUCAGCCAGAAGAGUCUUAGAUAUAUUUGUACCUUUUUGUUUGUAUUAAAGUGUCAAAAACAUGAUGA